AAUUGAGAUAUGAACGCAGAGGCAAAACAUGAAGACAAUGAGGUGAGGAAUGACACAGAGAGGGAGACAUUUGCAAAUUUCUCCAAUGAGAAGAACAAUUCUUCCCUUAUUGUUAAUGGAAAUGAAAAACAAGGUGUCUCAGCUGAAGUGGGUGCAUCACAUCCUGAAGAAGAAAACUCUGAGGAUACGAAAACUACUGAGGAGCCCCCUGUUGAAGCCCCUGAGCCAGAGGAGAACAGUGGAGAACAGCUCUCUGUUGUUGACAUCACCACAAGCAAAAACUUGGAUGUGCAGAUUAAUGAGGUCAAUGAUCAGCUAAUGUCCCAUGAGGAGAGUGUUGUUUUUGAAAUCAACAGCAAUGAUGACGAUGGACCUCCCAGACUGCAUCUUGAGACCCCGGAGAGAGAGAGGACUUCCAGUCCUGCACAGGAGGAAGAGGAAAAGGAGGCUGAGGAAGAGGAGUUCACGGCUGCUUCAGCAGAAAAUGAAGACAUCAUCUAUGAGGACUGCAUGCAGGUCCUCCAUGAGCUGUGUGAGGAGAGAGACAAAGCCAGUCGGCACAGCAGCCAGCUGCAGAUGAAGCUGGCAGAGUAUCUGAGCAAGAAGAGCGGGGACGACACACAGCUGGAGUGGGAGAUGCUGGUUACAGAGCAGCUGCAGGAGUAUGAAAAGUACAUGAACAUCCUGACUGACAUGAAGCACCGGCUCACCACCGACUCUGAGGCAGCCCAGCAGCAGGCAGAGGAGCUGAAGUUACAGUCCCAAGAGAAGGUGGACAAGGUGGAAAAUGAAUGGCAAGAGUUUGUGGCACUGAAGCGGCACAUAGCUAUGACAGUGCUAAGCCGAUGCCUGGGUAAACAAGCGUCUCAGGCCAAAGUGGAGUCAACCCUGGCGGCGGAGCAGCGUCGGCAGGACGAGCUGAUCAAGCUGCGGCUCAAGCACAUCAAGUUGAAGAUGAAGAUUGGCAGGCUGGAAGCAGAGCUCAGAGAUGAGGAAGAACACGGCAGGGACCCCCUCCAGGUCCAGUUUGAACAGCUGCAGGCUGCGAGGCGGGAGCAGAGAAAACAGGCGGAAAAGCAAAGCGAGGAGUCAUUAAAGCUGCAGAACAAGAUCAGCAGCAGCUUGGAGGUCUUGUCAAACAUAAAGGAGAAGCUGUUCUGGAACCAGAUGGAGGUUCAGUCCAAGCGAGAGCAACUGGCCCAGGUGGAGGCCAUGGUGGCCAGGAAGAGACACCUCCUGACCAGGACCAAGCAGGCACGCAACAACCUGCAGAGGGACAACCUGAGGCUAAAGGAGUGUCGGGGAUUGCUGGGGAACAGGGUUCUGCUGCGGGACUUUGAGAACACUGUGGAUGCCUCUGACCACUUGGAGGAACAACUGGAGAACCUGAAGUGCCGGCAAGCUGAAAUCGCCUUCAGCUGUGGCAGAUGGAAGAAGAAGCUGGAGACAACUUAACGAAUGAAUGAAUUAACAUCCUAAGGUGAAAAAAGACAAUACCGACCUGAGAAAAGGGCCAACAGGAACGAAAAUGAGUAUCAGGCCUUAAUAUUUGUAGUUUUUUCCGGUGUAGUGUGUCAUUGUAGAAAAUGACCAAUUCUGUGUUUAGGGCACUUCAAAGACAAGACGUGACGCUUUGAGCGCCAUAGUCCGGCUCAACAACCAGGAGCAUGACCACCAAUCACAGCGACCAUUUCAAAAAACAUACACAUCAUGUAUUCUGAUCCUGGCAUUGCUGUAAAAUGUAUUAUGUUGAAAUUAUUGUUAAAGCCUAUAAAAUCAUGAUUUAUGAUUCACAAGGGUAGAAAUUAAAUAAAAAAUGAGGGUCAAUAUUUGA
This is a messenger RNA of Seriola aureovittata, 1834 nucleotides long. It is a transcript of the gene cfap184, whose product is annotated as coiled-coil domain containing 96. Bases 10 to 1455 code for a protein of 481 amino acids. Gene Ontology annotation, biological process: cilium assembly. The record is from RefSeq and is a predicted model, not a curated record. Gene Ontology annotation, cellular component: ciliary basal body; axoneme. NCBI's taxonomy places the organism in Eukaryota, Metazoa, Chordata, Actinopteri, Carangiformes, Carangidae. The transcript has 3 exons.